GGAUACUGUAUCGACACACUUGCCGUCACCACAUUCAUCCCGCUCAUCCCUUUCUCCCAAAACCCCUCAAAGAGAGUAGUGAAAUUAAGGGGUUUUAGUUUUACAGUCCAAAAUACAGAGAAUUUAGUUACAGUGACAAAUGGGAAGUGGAGAUGAAAUGAGUAAUAAAAGAAUCAUUUUUAGGGACUAUAUAUCUGGGUUUCCUAAAGAAUCAGAUAUGAUACCCACCACUGAUACAAUUAAGUUGAAAGUCCCAGAGGGAUCAAAUUCAGUUCUUUUGAAGAAUCUUUAUUUAUCUUGUGAUCCUUAUAUGAGAGGUAGAAUGACACAGUCUGAUAGUUAUGUUCCUGCUUUUACUCCUGGGGAACCAAUCAUUGGAUAUGCUGUUUCCGAAGUGUUAGAUUCGGGAAACCCAAACUUCAAGAAAGGUGAUUAUGUGUGGGGUCUUGUUGGAUGGGAGCAGUACAGUCUCAUCGAAAACCCUCAUGCUAUGGCCCUAACAAAAAUAGAUUACACUGACGUACCACUUUCAUAUUAUACUGGAAUCCUUGGUAUGCCCGGAUUGACUGCUUAUGUUGGGUUCAAUGAGCUUGCUUCUCCUAAAAAGGGAGAAUCUGUGUAUGUAUCCGCUGCAUCUGGUGCAGUUGGACAGCUUGUUGGCCAAUUUGCUAAGUUGAUGGGUUGUUAUGUUGUUGGAAGUGCCGGAUCCAAAGAAAAGGUUGAUUUAUUGAAGAACAAGUUUAGAUUUGAUGAUGCUUUCAACUAUAAAGAAGAGCAUGACUUGGCUGCAACAUUGAAAAGGUAUUUCCCAAAGGGAAUUGAUAUCUACUUUGAGAAUGUGGGUGGAAAGAUGCUCGAAGCUGUCCUCCCAAAUAUGGCUCUCCAUGGUAGAAUCUCUGUUUGUGGAAUGAUUUCACAGUACAAUCUUGAGCAGCCUGACGGGGUUCACAACUUGUUUCUUCUUGUCGCUAAACGUGUUCGUAUGAAAGGGUUUUUUAUUUUAGAUUACCAACACCUUUACCCAAAGUUCUUGGAACUGAUGAAGCAGUAUUUCAUGGAAGGAAAGUUGGUUUACGUUGAAGAUAUGGUGGAAGGUCUUGAGAGUGCUCCUGCUGCAAUGGUAGGUCUUUUUAGUGGCCGAAAUGUUGGGAAGCAGGUAGUCCGAGUUGCCCAUGAAUGAUUACUUUUUAUCGUUAGACUUGAUUUUAGCUUGUGGUCAAUCAAUAUGAUGUAAACGAAAUUUCGUUCCAUCGCCUCAGUUGUCAAUAUGACUUCUUUUCUUUC
Messenger RNA from Papaver somniferum (opium poppy), 1284 nucleotides. RefSeq names its product 2-alkenal reductase (NADP(+)-dependent)-like. The record is from RefSeq and is a predicted model, not a curated record. Bases 140 to 1180 code for a protein of 346 amino acids. Gene Ontology annotation, molecular function: 2-alkenal reductase [NAD(P)H] activity. The transcript has 5 exons. Lineage: Eukaryota; Viridiplantae; Streptophyta; Magnoliopsida; Ranunculales; Papaveraceae.